Molecule: messenger RNA, 709 nt
Organism: Scomber scombrus (Atlantic mackerel)
Lineage: Eukaryota; Metazoa; Chordata; Actinopteri; Scombriformes; Scombridae
Gene: org
Product: oogenesis-related gene
Exons: 5
Coding region: 1-591 (196 amino acids)
Source: RefSeq, a predicted model, not a curated record
AUGCUUCGCGGCCUCUACUGGCCGGUCGGCAUCGUGAUACGUGCAUACCGCGGGGUUUGGUGGGUGAUGGGCUUUCGGUCUCCAAAGGAGACAGCUGUGGUCACCUCAGCGGUUACCAGUCCUGCACGCCAGAGCCUCUCCGGCCGCAAGCGCCUGCACCGGGUCACCCGCCUGCUGCUCACCAUCCUGCCUCGCUGGUUGCAGGGCGCCCUGGGCUACCCUGUGUCCAGCAGCAUCGGGCGCUCCCUCUCCCCAGAGGUCAGAGUCUCUCCUACUAAACCUUGUGGGAAGGGCAGCAAGAGAAAGCAGGAUGAGUUGGAUGAGGAGGAAGAUGAUGAGGAAGAGCAUCAGACCUGGGUGGAGGCUCUCACACAAGAACUUAAUGAUGAAGAUCCUGCAGAGGAUCCUGAUUACGAGCCCAGUUCUGUAGAGACAGAGAGUGAAGAGUACUGCUCGCACAACAACACUGAAAGUGACAUUGAGGUUCAGGACAAGGGUGCGGUCAUUAUUGAAGAUGUGAACACAGAUGUUGUACCAUCUACUCCAGCUGAUAACAGACUUUUGACAACAGCCAACAAAAGUCCCCACUAAUAUACCUUGUGGAGGAAAAAGAAUCAGACCUUGGAUGAGCCUCUUACACAACUUACUGGAGGAUCCUCAUGAAGACUACAGGAUGUUGAGCUGUCCAUUCCAGCUGAAGUCUCUUGCC